Carica papaya (papaya) is the source of this 1552-nucleotide messenger RNA. RefSeq names its product glycerol-3-phosphate acyltransferase 5-like. The record is from RefSeq and is a predicted model, not a curated record. Gene Ontology annotation, molecular function: phosphatase activity; glycerol-3-phosphate 2-O-acyltransferase activity. Gene Ontology annotation, biological process: cutin biosynthetic process. Gene Ontology annotation, cellular component: membrane. Lineage: Eukaryota; Viridiplantae; Streptophyta; Magnoliopsida; Brassicales; Caricaceae.
AACUGAUCUUGUAUACAUUAAAGAAAACCAGCUUCAAUGGAGUCUGUUAUCUCGGAACUUGAAGGAACCUUAUUGAAAGAUCCAGACCCGUUUUCCUACUUCAUGUUAUUAGCCUUCGAGGCUUCCGGUUUGAUUCGAUUUGCGGUUCUUUUGAUUCUCUGGCCGAUUAUUCGCUUGCUUGACAUGGUUGGAGCUGGUGAUGUUGGUUUUAACGUGAUGAUUUUUGUUGCUACUUUCGGCAUUGGCGAGCUAGAAAUUGAGUCUGUGGCGAGAGCAGUGCUGCCUAAAUUUUUCAUGGAUGAGAUUGACAUGAAAGCUUGGAAGGUGUUUAGCUCGUAUGACAAGAGGGUUGUGGUUACCAAGAUGCCAAGAAUCAUGGUGGAGAGGUUUGCGAAGGAGCAUUUGCGGGCGGAUGAAGUUGUCGGAACAGAACUUGUUGUUAGUCGAUUUGGGUUUGCCACGGGUUUCGUUGAGAGUGAUAUGAGUUCAAUCUCUAAUAGAAUCUCCAAAUUGUUUGUCAAUGAAAAACCCCCAUUAGGGAUGGCAAAAGCUUCUUCCAACUCUAAUUCAUUCUUGUCUCUGUGCAAGGAGCAAAUGCUUACACCAUUCACUAGCACCAAUAACCAAGAUGACAAGGACAAUCGUCUUCUUCACCCACUUCCUGUUAUCUUCCAUGAUGGUCGUCUUGUGAAGCGCCCUACCCCAUCAACUGCCCUACUAAUCAUUUUAUGGAUUCCAUUCGGCAUCGUACUUGCAACAAUUCGUAUUAUUAUUGGUCUCUUACUUCCAUUAAGGGUUAUACCUUAUAUGUCCUAUAUCUUUGGUGGUAAAGUUAUUGUUAAAGGACAAAUACCUCCGCCGGUCUCGAAUGGCAACAUUGGAGUCCUAUUUGUUUGCACUCAUAGAACUCUAAUGGAUCCGGUUGUAUUAUCUACAAUUUUGGGACGUAAAAUUCCUGCUGUGACAUAUUCAGUAUCAAGAUUAUCAGAGAUUUUAUCACCAAUUCCUACUAUUCGAUUAACCCGAACACGAGAUGUUGAUGCAGAAAAAAUCAAGAAAGAGCUUGUCAAAGGAGAUUUAGUGGUUUGUCCUGAAGGGACAACAUGUCGGGAACCAUUUUUACUGAGAUUCAGUGCUUUAUUUGCAGAAUUAACUGAUCGGAUUGUCCCGGUCGCGAUGAACUAUAGGCCGGGGCUUUUCCAUGCAACAACUGCUAGGAGUUGGAAAGGUUUAGACCCUUUCUUCUUCUUCAUGAAUCCCACAUUGGUUUACGAGGUGACGUUCUUGAACCAGUUGCCGAAGGAGGCCACGUGCUCAGCGGGAAGGAGCCCCCACGAUGUGGCAAAUUAUAUUCAAAGAAUCUUAGCAGCUACGUUAGGGUUCGAGUGUACAAAGUUCACGAGGAAGGAUAAGUACAGGUUGCUUGCAGGAAAUGAUGGAACGGUGUCGUAUAACGGCAAAAAAAUUUCCUUUGUCCACCAUAUUCAGAAGGUGGUGAGUACUUUGAUGUCGUUUGAUCAUUGAAGAUAUUUAACAUAUGAGGAAGUCAAGA